GCUCAUUGAAAUCUUAAUAGAAGAAUAAGAGGGUAAUUAGGAUGGAGAUGAGAAUGCAAGAGGAGUUUCAUGACAUUGUGAUCAUUGGAGGAGGCAUUUGUGGGCUUGCUACUGCCCUUGGCCUGCACAAGAAAGGCAUAAAGAGUAUAGUUUUGGAGAGAUCUGAAACCCUAAGAAAUACAGGGGCUGGCAUUGCCAUCUUCCUUAACGGUUGGCAUGCCCUUGACCAUCUUGGAGUGGCAGAUCAACUGCGUGCAAAUUCUCUGCAUAUCAUAGAGAAACAUAACAAACGGAUAAACAAGGAUGGGACAGAAGUAAUACCAAUCAGCAAAGAAGGGCUCCGUUGCGUCAGAAGAAGCGAUCUAAUCGAGGCCUUGGCUAACAGUCUACCUGUUGAAUUCGUCCGUUUUGGGUGUCAAAUUGUCGCAAUUCAGAAUGAUCCAGUUACCUCCUUUCCCAUUGUCCAUAUUGCAGAUGGUAGCAUCAUAAGAGCUAAGAUUCUUAUAGGAUGCGAUGGCUCAAACUCGGUUGUAGCAAAGACAUUAGGAUUGAAGCCCCCAAGCCUAAUUCAAACACAAAUAGUGCAAGGGCUCACGACUUAUCCAAAUGGACAUGGCCUCUCUAAUCAUUUCUUGCAACUGUGGGGUGACAGAAUGUUCAUCAUAAGGCUUCCAGCCGACAAAAAGACAGUCUUCUGGUUUGUAAAGAGAGAAUUGAACCGAAAAGAUCAAGAAAACAAAGAAGAUCCAGGGCUCAUCAGAGACGAAACAAUAGAGGUACUCAAGGAUUUUCCCACAGAGGUGAUUGAAAUGGUGAAGCAAUGUGAUCUGAACACAAUCUCAUUCCACCGUAUUAGAUAUCACGUUCCAUGGCACUUGGCACUUAGCAAUAUUUCAAAAGGGCCAAUGACGGCGUCUGGCGAUGCUGUGCACCAAAUGGAUCCAUCCAUGGCACAAGGUGGCAGUGCUAGCCUCGAAGAUGCAGUGGUGCUCGCUAGAUGCUUGUCCAAGGAAAUGACAAUCAAUUUGUCUGAAAGUAAAAUGAGCGAUCAAGAGACAUAUAAGAAAGCUGAAGUUGCAUUGCAAAAUUAUGCAAGAGAAAGACGAUGGAGGAUAUUGAUAUUAUCUACUAAAUCCCAUCUCAUAGCGUCUCUGCUUCAUGCUUCAUGGCUCAAGAGGUUCACAUUCCUCACCAUACUUUCUAAAUUUCUUGGCGGCAGAUCAAGCCACACACAGUAUAACUGUGGCCACCUUUAGGAACAAAUUUUUUUUGGAAAUAAAGGUUGUAGGAGGGCCUGCUGAGUAAAGUUAGUGAA
Messenger RNA from Asparagus officinalis (garden asparagus), 1315 nucleotides. RefSeq names its product 3-hydroxybenzoate 6-hydroxylase 1-like. Lineage: Eukaryota; Viridiplantae; Streptophyta; Magnoliopsida; Asparagales; Asparagaceae. The coding region runs from base 42 to 1256 and encodes 404 amino acids. Gene Ontology annotation, molecular function: FAD binding. The transcript has 6 exons. The record is from RefSeq and is a predicted model, not a curated record.